UUAAAAAAUUUUUGCGUUUUAAGACUUUUGAAAUUAAUUCAAGUGCCAUUUAGUAAGCUGGUUAAUUAUAUUACAAAACUUAAUCUUACUAUAAUUAUUUUAAAGAAAUGCAGAUGCAUUUUGGAAUUAUAUUAUAAUAGUGAUCAAAGACAUCAUUUGUAUUCGUAGAAUUGCAAGCGAUAUUAUAAUUAUAAGCAAUUCUUAUAAGAAAAAAUCAGGUCACUAAUGAUGAUUGAAUCACAAGUUGUUCACACACAUGCAUAUAUACGAUACAUACUUGCAACAUAAUUAAGGAGUUAAAUUUCAUAACGAUGUGAUGAUAAGAUAUAUAUACAAUCGUUGGAUCACCAUACAACACAGUGCGCUUUUGAUCAUGAUCGAGUUCAGUUCGUUUUUGGAAACGUCAGUGCAAAGCUGAGUGUGAUAACAUCAGUAUAAAAAAGUGAUCAACAUGUAUGGCAAGAUUACUUUGUGCCUUCUGAGCUUACUUGCAAUUGCCCGUUCAAAAGAAGUGUCUACUGCUAAAAAUGUGGAAACUGCAAAUUUCAUGAAUUCAAGAUUAACAACAAUUUUACCCUAUUCAUCAUUAUAUAAUGAUGAACAUCUCAUAAAAGAUAAUAAGAAGAGAUCAUUCGUUUUAUUAAUGCCAGUAUCAGAAACACGAAAUAAACAUAAAAAGUCAAAGGAAACAGUUAAAAAAACAAAGCGUUGCGAUGAACAGCAUAAAAAAAAUAAAUUUUUGUUGUCAACAAAGGAAGAUAGUAACAGAGUAAGAACCACGGAUAAAAAUAUCAAUGUGGGAAUCUCCAAGCAAAAUUCAAAUGACCAUACUAAAAAAAAUAAAAAAUACUCGCGGAAAAACUCAGCAACGUCGAAAAGAAUGGCAACUGAAACAUAUGAGGAUAAAAUGCUUUUGCGAGCUUUCAAGAAUAAUCUAAAUGAGGAGGAUAUGAAUAUAAAUUUAAAGUCUAAAGAAAAAGCGAAGAAAUGUAAUACAGAAAAAUAUAUUUGCCAUUGCGAAGAAGAGAAAUGUUCUUCUAGUUCAUCAAAGAAAAGUUCUUCAAAAAUGUUAGGUUCAUCUAAAACAGACGACUCUGGAAGAAGGAGACCAAUAAAAUAUGAUAACGCGAAACUAGAUAUCUCACAACAAAAAUCACCAAUAUUAUACCAUGAAAAUCCUUAUAAAUUGCUUCUUCCUAAUCUAAUAGAUUAUUUCUCAAUUCAACCUUAUUCAGAAAAAAUAAACAACAUCCCUCACGUACCAAUUCUAUAUGAAAUAACGCCAUACAUGGUUGAAAAUGAAAAAAAUAUCGAUGUUGGAAUCCCGUUUACUUCAUUUGAGGACAGACAAAAUUAUUUAAAUAAGCCAAAUCAUUUAGUUGGAAAUAAUCAAUAUCAACCGAUUAUUCAUAAAAAACCGUGCAUUUGUUCACCUAUAGACGAUCAAGUUGAAAGUUCCAUAUCAAUUACUUCACCUUCGACAAAUUAUGUUGAUGAAACAACUGCAAUUAAGGAAACAACAAAUGAUCUUGAAUCAAACAAUCCGAUUAAUACCACCGAAAAAAAUCAAGAACAUUUUCCUAAACUAAGUACAGAAGUUCCAAAUAUAGAAGCACCAGCUGAUUCAGAAACAAAAACUAAUUUACACUUGAAUUAUUCGAAUGAUGUAACGGAAGAAAGUAACACUAUAGGUUCUUCUAAUUUAAAUAAAGUUAUGCACAAAUCAGAAGAUUUUACAGAACAAACUGAAAAAAAUUCAGAUAAUCUCUCUAAGUUAACGACACAUUCGGCAGAUUAUCUUGAUAUAAGUAGCACACCAUCCGUUAUCUAUGAUAAAACAAAUGAUGGAAAAUUUAUAAAUAUAGAAGAAUGCAUACAACUAUUUGGUCGUGAUGUGUGUGUUCUCAGUGCGACGUCACCAAGAAUGUUUGCUAAACAGGCGCAAAAAAAUAAUCCCAACAAAUAUUCUAUGAUAAGAAUUCCGGAAUAUGUCACACAAAUGUCCACUAGAAAAGAAACAACGUUAAAUACCAACUCGGAUAAAUUUAAAGCGACUGAUCCGUACUUUGCAAUGGAGUCACCUACUAACAAAAUCAAUAAAUCAAAUGUUAAUUUAAAUAAACAUCUUGAAUCAACAAGUAUAAAAUCAACUGAUAUCGAUAAAGCUUCUAGUAAAUUUAAUCAAUAUCCAGAAUCUGUCGAACAAAUUUCUGAGCCAGAUAUCAACUAUGAUGAAAAUAAAUCAUUUAGUUCUGUAAAAAAUGCACAUAAUCCAAUCAAGAAAUUGAUAAAUCCUAUAAAUGAUGAAAUCGCAAAGACAAAAAAAAAUAAAUUGUUAGGAAAGAGUAAAAGUCAUACAACUAAAUUAUUGCUAAAUCCAAAUGAUAAGGAAAUACCAAAUUCAACUUCAAGCCAAAAAUUUCUUUAUUCUACUCCUUUAUAUAAAUCUAGUAAUGACGAAGACGCAAACAAUUGGAAGAUUAAUCAACAAAAUCAAGUACCAACUAUAAAUUUCAAUUCAAAUAUUUCUGAUAAAGAAAAAACAACAGUUACUAGUUAUGAUCCUAAAAUCGAUUCUGAAAAACAAAAUAGAAACCACUUAAAAGAAACAAAUACAAAUAUCUAUUCUGAAAAGAAAAUUCCUCAAAAACAUUUCAAAGAAGAGACUACAACUAGUUCUAAUUUCAAAACGAGCAAUAAUUUUACAGAGGAAAAAAAUACAGAAAUAAUAGGAAUAAAUGUCAGUACCCAGCCGGGAGAUAUUUUUCAAGAAGAAUCUACAACAAUGCAAUAUUUUGAUGAUAAAAAAUCGAGUAAUUUAAACAAUAAAGAAAGUACCACCAAUAAUCUCAAAACAUUCAUCGAUUCAUCAGCAAAUAGAUUACCAUUUUGUGAUAAUACCUUGCUUUUAAAUUCGAUCAGAAAGGUCAUCAAUGACUUUACAUUAGAUACUCGAGUAUCGAAAACAAAAGAUUUGAACGAAAAUAUUCUUCAAACGCAAGGUAAAAAUUUACUGCCAGAAAUUUUGCAAGUUCCGAAUCUGAAGAAUAUCUUGUCGGUACCGCAGAUAGAGAACACGAUAGUAGAAAAGGUGAAAGACGUUUUGUCUUACGUCACAGCUAUUCCCAGAAAAGAUUUCACAAACGAUUGGUCACAUGGUAUAAUUAAAAACACUCUACGCAGCAUAUUGGACGGAUUUUCUGGUUUUCAUCACAAACUUCCACCUAAUAUACUCGAGGAACAUCAAUUCAAAAACGGACAAUGGGGAACCAAUUUAGUGACUUUAGCACCCAUUUCAGACCAAAAGUCAAGAGCGAGAUCGGAAAACUUGCGUGAGAGCAUCAAAGAUCUUUUAAGCUCUCCGGCAAUCGCAUCGCAGACAAAUCAGGAGAUCGUGCGGAACAUAAUUGUGCAAAGCGUGAAAAAUAGUUUAAUUAAUGAUAAAGAUGAUAAAAUAGACGAUACGAUAAUUUAUGCACUAAAUGACAUUAUCCAAAUGUUUAAAAAUUCAGAAGAUACUAAUACGUUAGAAAAAAGCAACGAAGUUAUUAGUGAUAAAAAAAAUAUGGACGUGGCUUAUAUGCAAGAAAUGCCAACAAGUAAUUACGAAAUAGAAAUAAAUGUUGAUAAUUCAACAUUGAAUAGCAAACAGAAUCUUGAUGUAAAAAAAGAUAUAAAACUGGACGAUAAGAAAAUACAGACCACAGACUAUCAAAAAGCUAAGACAUUAGAAAAUGACGCAAACAUAUUAACUACUUCUGAAUUUCCAUACUUAUUAAAAUUAUAUGAAGAAAAAGAAGAAGAAACAACAAAUAAAUCUAACGUAAAAGAAGAUAUUAAAGAUCAAAUUUUAAAUAAAAUAAAAAAGAUAGAUGAACAAAAUGACGCAGAAAAGAAAGUAGCUGAAUCACUGAAACCCAAAAUAACUUAUCACAAAGCUAUUUUACAAAAUAAUCCUAACGUAUUAAUAACUUCUGAACCAAAUUCAACAGGAGCUGAACAAUACAUAAAAAAUCAUCAAAUCGAUAAGGAAAAAGUUAAAGAAACAACAACAAUCACAAAUUUUAUGCAAGAAACUUCGUCUGAUUACGGACAAAUAUCGGAUGAUAAAAUUUUAGAAAGUACAUUAGGAACUAAAGAUAUUGAAGGGGAAGUAAAACAUAUAUUUAAUGAAAAUAUAUUGACUACUACAACUGAUAAGAUUGAUCCAUUAAUAAUAUUAGAAAGAAUUAAAUUUAACUUGCCACCAACAAAAUAUUAUUCGCCGGAGAUUUUAAAAUAUGCAACAAAUCGUAUUGAUGAUGAAAAUGUUGAAAUUACGACAGCAGCCGCAAACUUUAUACAAGAAACUUCAUCCAAUUAUGCACAAGAUGGCAUAAUUUUACAAAAUAUAGCAGAAACUAAAGAUAGAAAUGAAAUGGAAACAAAGAAUCCACUAACUGCUACAUCUGGUAAUUUAAUUUCAUCCACAAAUGUAGAAUAUAAAGAUUAUAAACCCAAAAUUAUUUUGCUAACGGAUAAAAAUAUUUCAAACACGCAGAAUUUCACAGAAGAUAACAUUAUUAAAAUCCACGAAGUUACUACGGAGAUUGAACGAACCUACGCAAAAACCACGUAUUUCAAGGCAGGAUCUUCUAAUAAUGAUAACUCAAGAAUUAGUUCACCUUCAUUAACUUAUGAAACUAUGAAUAUACAUAUAAAUAAUGAUAAUGCAAACAAUAAUAGCAAUAGCGAUAAUGAUAAUAACAAUCUAAUUGGCAACAAGAUGAAUAUUAAUACUGAUAAUAUUAUAAAAACGAAAGAAGUAGCUGUUUCUUCUUCCAAACCGUCUGCCAUUGAUGAUAAUUAUCCAUCUGAACUAUUUCCUUCAUCAGUUGUUUCCGACGAUAUCUCAGAACUUCAAAGAUCGCAACUUUAUUACAUCAGUGACGGCGUGAAAUUACCGCUGGAGAUAAAAAGACUGGAAGAUGGAUCUUAUGCGUUAUCAAUCUCCAAAAAUAUAUGCGAGCAAAUUUUAUCAAGAAAAUGUCCCUGCUGCGUGCCGCUGCAAGGAUAUAUAGUUCGAUCAUUAAAUGAUGACCAACAAGAAAAUAUACAUGCGACAACUUCAACAAUUAUAGAAAAGAAAGAAAAUAUGUAUGUAAAUAACUUUGAAAAAGAUUAUCAACCGAUUCAACCAUCUAGCAAUAGCAUAACGAUUACGAGGAGAAACACCUUGAAGACACAAAAUUCUAAGGAAGAAGAAGAACAAGAAAAAAAAGAAAGGAUAAAUGCAUGUCAUUUAUGGAAACAAAAUAACAAUAAUUUAGCAACAAUUCCAAUGCCCGUCGUCGAUUUCGCAAAAAAAUACAAUCUAUUACUCGAUUUCACUGAAGAAGGAUUAUUGAAUAGAGCCGGAUUACAAAACAAAACACAAAAUUAUAAUAAAUCAGUAAUGAAAUCAGAGGAAGGAUUUGAACAUCAAUCAGAACAAAAGAAUAUUAAUAAUUAUCAUGAUAUCGAGAAAAAUAGAUUAUUGGAUGAAAAUAACGACGCAAUUAAUAAAUUUCAAUUUGAAGUACAAAAAGCAAAUGCACAAAUGAAUCAAUCGGAAAGAAAUCAAGAAUUAAAACGUGAAAUUAAAACUGCAAACGAUGUUCAAAAUAUAAAUAUUGUACAGGAGGUAAAUUCUGAAAAUAACGAGAAGAAUUCUCUUCUUAAAGAAAUUAAUAUUUCGGAAGAUUCCAAAAUAAGCAAAGAAAAAAUAAAAUUGAAUAAAUUAUUGGAUAUUGAAAAAGGAAACACUGUUUUCCACAGAAAUGAAAAUAGGGAUCAGCAUGAAGCAGCGGAAUUAAUUGACGACUACAACGUUCCAGAAGUGAAAAAUUUUAAAGAAAAUAUUGGAAAGCCGUAUAGAUAUCAACGAAAUACGAAUGGCGUUGCAAAUAAAAGAACAGAAAUAGUAAAAUCUAUGCUUUAUUGGCUUAAAGGUCUUUUCGUGGACAAAUAAAUAAUAAAGAAUGGUUCUCCCUCUAAUGUAUAUGUAUAUAACAUUUUAAUAAUAUUUUAAAAUAUCCUUACUCGUAAUUCUUAUAAAUCGUAUAAAUGUUAAUUACAUCUUUUAAUUGCUAUUGUGUAUUUUAAUAAUUUACGGUAAUUAA
Molecule: messenger RNA, 6140 nt
Organism: Wasmannia auropunctata (little fire ant)
Lineage: Eukaryota; Metazoa; Arthropoda; Insecta; Hymenoptera; Formicidae
Product: protein PFC0760c-like
Exons: 5
Coding region: 452-5989 (1845 amino acids)
Source: RefSeq, a predicted model, not a curated record